UCAACCUUUCAUUAAUUAGACCACAAAUCCACCACGCUUUCCGUAAGCCAGCAGUAGCUUCAACAGCUAGUAUAAUAUACAGGGUUAGGAUCCCUUGUGGUGGACUCAAUGAGGUGUGUACGCGGUAAGAUACAACAGUGUUCAAUUCAUCUACUACAAGGGAAUGGCCAUUAUGGAGAAGAAACAAACCAUAGACAUAAAGGCGGCCGAUUCUUGACCUUCCAUUUUGGUCUAUAUAUAUGAAAUGGUCGCUUCCAUGUGCUCCUAUCUGUGAAGCAGAAGGCAUAUAGGAGCUCGUCCUGGCCUGGCUUCCUGUGUUAGGAAUUUGCUUGAUUAGUCUUUCUCCUUAGAGGAGGAGAGGAGAGAGAAAGAGAAAGAGAGAUGGGGAAAGGAGAGGGGGAUGAGGGGUGCGGUGGAAAGAAAGGGAGGUCUUCCUCCUCCUCCUCCUCCUCCAUGUCCUCCUUUUGGACAAUAUUCAUGCAUGCCGACGCGACGGAUGUGAUGCUGAUGACGAUGGGGUUCAUCGGCGCCGUCGGCGAUGGGCUGUCGAUGCCCACCAUGCUCUAUAUGACGAGCAAGAUCUUCAAUAACUUCGGGAACGGACCUUCGGCUUUGUCUGUUUUCACCGACACCAUCGACAAGAGUGCGGUUUACUUGCUGUUCUUGGCGUGCGGAAGCUUCGUGGUGUCGUUCUUGGAGGGAUAUUGCUGGACGAGGACAGGCGAGCGUCAAGCGUCGCGGAUGCGAGCGCGGUACCUGAGAGCAGUGCUGAGGCAGGACAUAGCGUACUUCGAUCUCAACGCUGGGUCGGGCACCGAGGUCAUCACCAGCGUCUCCAGCGACAGCCUGGUCGUCCAAGACGUGCUCAGCGAGAAGGUGCCCAACUUCAUCAUGAACGGAGCCACAUUUUUGGGCAGCUACGUGGUCGGAUUCUUUUUGAUAUGGAGGCUGGCUCUGGUGGCCUGCCCCACGGUGGUGCUCCUCAUCAUACCCGGCCUCAUGUACGGGAGGAUCCUCAUGGGCCUGGCGAGAAAGAUGAGGGAGCAGUACAACAAGGCCGGCACCGUCGUCGAGCAGUCCGUCUCCUCCAUCCGCACCGUCUAUUCCUUCGCGGCGGAGGACUUCACCAUGGCCAAAUUCUCCGCAGCGCUCGACGACUCUAUCAAGCUCGGCCUCAAGCAGGGCCUCGCCAAGGGGCUCGCCAUCGGGAGCAACGGCAUCACCUUCGCCAUCUGGGCCUUCAUGGUCUGGUACGGCAGCCGCCUCGUCAUGUACCAAGGCGAAAAGGGCGGCACCGUGUUCGCCGUCGGAGCCUCCAUCAUCGUUGGCGGCCUGUCGCUCGGGUCGGGCCUUUCGAACGUGAAGUACUUCUCGGAGGCGAGCUCAGCUGGAGAGCGAAUAAUGGCCGUGAUAAGAAGAGUUCCGACGAUCGAUUCGGGGAGCACGGAGGGCGAGGUGUUGGAGAGCGUAUCGGGGGACGUAGAAUUCAGGAGGGUGGAAUUCGCGUAUCCAUCACGGCCGGAUAACUUUAUAUUUAGGGACUUCAACCUGAAGGUGCCGGCGGGGAAGACGGUGGCGCUGGUGGGCGGCAGCGGGUCUGGGAAGUCCACGGUGGUGGCGCUGCUGGAGCGGUUCUACGAUCCGCUCGGCGGCGAGAUUUUACUCGACGGGGUGGACAUCAGGAAGCUACAGCUCAAGUGGCUGAGGUCACGGAUGGGAUUGGUGAGCCAGGAGCCAGCUUUGUUCGCCACCUCCAUCAAGGAGAACAUACUCUUCGGGAAGGAAGACGCCACCAUGGAUGAGGUGGUGGCUGCAGCCAAGGCAGCCAAUGCCCACAACUUCAUCUCUCAGCUGCCUCAAGGAUAUGACACUCAGGUAGGAGAAAGAGGGGUGCAGAUGUCCGGAGGCCAGAAGCAAAGGAUUGCCAUUGCGAGGGCUGUGUUGAAGUCGCCAAAGAUCCUUCUCCUUGACGAGGCCACCAGCGCGCUGGACUCGGAGUCGGAGCGGAUCGUCCAAGAAGCGCUCGACUUGGCGUCGGUCGGCCGGACUGCCAUCGUGAUCGCGCACCGGCUUUCCACCAUAAGAAACGCCGACGUGAUCACGGUGGUCCAGGAUGGGCAGGUGAUGGAGAUGGGUUCCCAUGAUGAGCUGAUCAGCAACGAGGACGGGCUCUACUCGUCGCUGGUCCGCCUGCAACAGACGGCGAGAGCUCGAGAGGUCGAAGGUGGGGCCUCCUCCUCCGCCGCCGCCGCCAUGACUGCUCUGACGGCGCACUCGCAGUUUGGCAGUAGCGGCAGCAUGAGCCGGAGGUUCUCGGCGGCCAGCAGGAGCAGCUCGGCGAGGUCUACCGGAACUCCGGCCACGGACGACGACGGCGAUCCGGAGCAGCCCAAACUCCCGGUGCCUUCGUUCCGGCGGCUGCUGAUGCUGAACGCGCCCGAGUGGAAGCAGGCACUGUUAGGGAGCCUCAGCGCGACAGUGUUCGGCGCGAUCCAGCCACUGUAUUCGUACGCGCUGGGAAGCAUGAUAUCCGUGUUCUUCUUGAAGGAUCACGACGAGAUAAAGUCGAAGACGAGGACAUACGCCUUCGUCUUCUUGGCGCUGUCUAUCUUCUCCCUCUUCAUCAACAUUGGGCAGCAUUACAACUUCGGCGCCAUGGGCGAGUACCUCACCAAGCGUCUGAGAGAAAGGAUGCUCUCCAAGACCCUCACCUUUGAGGUGGCGUGGUUCGACCAGGAUGAGAACUCCACGGGUGCAGUCUGCGCUCGGCUCGCCAAGGACGCCAACGUGGUAAGGUCGCUGGUGGGAGAUCGGAUGGCGUUGAUCAUCCAGACCGUGUCGGCGGUCGUGAUCGCGUGCACGAUGGGACUGGUCAUCGCAUGGAGACUGGCCCUGGUCAUGAUCGCGGUGCAGCCCAUCAUCAUCGUCUGCUUCUACGCCCGCCGCGUCCUCCUCAAGAGACUGUCGGCGAAGGCCAUCAAGUCGCAGUCGGAGAGCAGCAAGCUCGCGGCCGAGGCCGUCUCCAACCUCCGCACCAUCACCGCCUUCUCCUCGCAGGACCGCAUCCUCGGCAUGUUCGAGGCCGCCCAAGAAGGCCCCCGGCGCGAGAGCGUACGACAGUCGUGGUUCGCCGGCAUCGGCCUCGCCUCCUCCCAGAGCCUCAUGACCUGCACUUGGGCCCUCGACUUCUGGUACGGCGGCAAGCUCAUCGCCGACGGGUACAUCUCCGCCAAGUCCCUCUUCGAGACCUUCAUGAUUCUGGUGAGCACCGGCCGCGUCAUCGCGGACGCAGGCAGCAUGACGACGGACCUGGUGAAGGGCGCCGACGCAGUUGGAUCCGUGUUCGCGGUGCUCGACCGCUGCACCCGCAUCGAGCCCAACGACCCGGAGGGCCACCGCCCGGAGAAGCUGAACGGCGCAAUCGACAUCCGAGGGGUCGACUUUGCUUACCCUGCACGCCCUGACGUCGUCAUCUUCAAGGGCUUCUCCCUCAGCAUCGAAGCAGGCAAGUCGACGGCACUGGUAGGCCAGAGCGGGUCGGGGAAGUCCACCGUCAUCGGCCUCAUCGAGCGAUUCUACGAUCCGCUCAAGGGGUCGGUAAAGAUCGACGGGCGGGACAUCAAGUCCUACAAUCUCCGAUCGCUGAGGCGGCACAUCGGGAUGGUAGGACAGGAGCCGACGCUGUUCGCCGGGACCAUCCGGGAGAACAUCGCAUACGGGACGGAAGGGGCCAGCACGGCGGAGAUAGAAGCAGCGGCGAGGGCGGCGAACGCCCACGAUUUCAUCAGCUGCCUCAAGGACGGCUACGACACGUACUGCGGCGACCGUGGGGUGCAGCUCUCGGGCGGGCAGAAGCAGCGGAUCGCGAUCGCGAGGGCCAUAAUGAAGAACCCGGCGAUACUGUUGCUGGACGAGGCGACGAGCGCGCUUGACAGCCAGUCGGAGAAGGUGGUGCAGGAGGCGCUGGAGAGGCUGAUGGCAGAGAGGACGAGCGUGGUGGUGGCGCACAGGUUGAGCACCAUCAGGAACUGCGACCUCAUUGCGGUGUUGGACAAGGGGGUGGUGGUGGAGAAGGGCACCCACGCCGCGCUCCUCGCCAAGGGCCUUAAAGGCUCCUACUACGCCUUGGUGAGCUUGCAACAAGGCAACAAGGGGGCGUGAACGCGGCCAUGCAUCGCCUCUCAGCUGCCAAUUUUGCUCUCUCUCCCUCUCUCUCUCUCUCUUGCAUUUCUCCUGCAAGAGUCGGGCCACAUGAACCUACACAUCGUUCUCUUCUCACUUACCAUGUCUCUUCUUUUAUCUUCCUCGAAGUGUUGAUAGAUCGUAACAAUGUUGUUGUUUUGCACUUUAA
Molecule: messenger RNA, 4351 nt
Organism: Musa acuminata subsp. malaccensis (wild Malaysian banana)
Lineage: Eukaryota; Viridiplantae; Streptophyta; Magnoliopsida; Zingiberales; Musaceae
Product: putative multidrug resistance protein
Biological process (GO): transmembrane transport
Cellular component (GO): plasma membrane
Molecular function (GO): ATP binding; ABC-type transporter activity; ATP hydrolysis activity
Source: RefSeq, a predicted model, not a curated record